This is a messenger RNA of Neoarthrinium moseri, 3282 nucleotides long. RefSeq lists its product as uncharacterized. Gene Ontology annotation, biological process: nucleotide-excision repair, DNA gap filling; DNA replication proofreading; DNA-templated DNA replication. The record is from RefSeq and is a predicted model, not a curated record. Gene Ontology annotation, molecular function: DNA-directed DNA polymerase activity; nucleotide binding; 3'-5'-DNA exonuclease activity. The transcript has 3 exons. The coding region runs from base 1 to 3282 and encodes 1093 amino acids. Gene Ontology annotation, cellular component: delta DNA polymerase complex. NCBI's taxonomy places the organism in Eukaryota, Fungi, Ascomycota, Sordariomycetes, Amphisphaeriales, Apiosporaceae.
AUGAGUGCCGCAGCAACCUUGCCGCAGAAGCGUGUCUUCGGCGGCGCCAGGACCCCAAACUCCAAGAAGAGACGUCUCGAGCCGCUCUCGUCCUCCCCAGCGUCGCGCCUCAACAGUUCCCAGCCGGGCCCUCCCUCCAAGCUCGGCUCCACGCAGCAGAAGAGUGUUUUCGAGUCCGAAGUUCUCGAGAAGCUCAGCCAGGACAUCUCGGACCUCAAGCAGAGCAACGCCGAGAAGGACCAGUCAUGGGAGCGCCCGCCCGUCGUCGACUUCGACCCCAAGCGGGACAGCCUCACCUUCCAGCAGAUCGAGGCCGAGGAAGGCACCUUGCAUGGCGGCAGGGCCACCGUCAAGCUCUUCGGCGUGACGGAGAACGGCCACUCCGUCAUGCUGCACGUCACCGACUUUAAGCAUUACCUCUACGUCGCCGCCCCCGUCUCCUUCACCCAGAAGGACUGCGAACCGUUCAAGGCCUUUCUCGAGUCGCAGAUUGCCCAGCACCAGCCUGCCAUCUACUCGUGCACCCUGGCCCUGCGAGAGAAUAUCUAUGGGUUCCAGGGCAACACCAAGAGCCCCUACAUCAAGAUUACCGUCAACGACCCAAAGUUCAUCAACAGGGUCCGCACAACCAUAGAGAAGGGCGAUGCGAACUGGAAAGGUCUAUGGAAGGGAGCCGAGGGAGGCAUCCUGACAUUCGACAGUCUUCAAUAUGUCCUGCGCUUCAUGAUUCCCGGUAUGUCGUGGGUCGAAUGUCCGGCCAAGUCCUACAAGUUGAUGCCGGAGCACGAAAAGCAGUCAAGCUGCCAGAUCGAAGCCGAAAUCCCAUACACACACCUCAUCUCCCAUGAACCGAAGGGAGAGUGGUCCAAGAUGGCCCCUCUCCGUAUCCUCUCCUUCGAUAUUGAAUGUGCUGGACGCAAGGGUAUCUUCCCAGAAGCAAACAUGGAUCCGGUUAUCCAAAUCGCCAACGUUGUUACGCGCUACGGAGAAAAUAAGCCGUUCAUUCGGAACGUCUUCUGCUUGGAUACCACCAGUUCCAUAGUAGCAACGCAGAUCCUAGAGUUUGGCAAGGAACAAGAUAUGCUCAUGGAGUGGAAGAGAUUCCUGGACAAGGUGGACCCCGAUCUCAUCACCGGUUACAACAUUGCCAACUUCGAUUUCCCCUACCUCCUUGAUCGCGCGAAGCAUCUGAAGUGCAACGGAUUUGAAUACUGGACCAGACUUCCCAGCGUCAAGUCAGUUGCCAAGGAGACAAACUUCUCCAGCAAACAGAUGGGCAACCGCGACACGAAAGCAACCAACACCAACGGACGACUUCAGCUCGAUCUUUUGCAGCUGAUUCAGCGUGACCACCACCUCAGAAGUUACACCCUGAACUCGGUGUGUUCUCACUUUCUAGGAGAGCAAAAAGAAGAUGUCCACCAUACCAUGAUCACGGAACUCUUCAACGGUACACCAGAAUCGCGACGAAGACUGGCGUUGUACUGUCUCAAGGAUGCCUACCUGCCACAGCGUCUGAUGGACAAGCUCUCGUGUCUGGCAAAUUACACAGAAAUGGCGAGAGUCACGGGCGUUCCUUUCAACUUCUUGCUAUCCAGAGGCCAGCAAAUCAAGUUCAUGAGUCAGCUAUUCCGAAAGGCACUGGAGCAGAAGUUGGUCAUCCCCAACAUGAGGUCCGAGGGCUCUGACGACCAGUACGAGGGUGCCACAGUCAUUGAACCGACCCGUGGAUACUACGACGUUCCUAUCGCCACCCUCGAUUUUGCCUCUCUAUACCCUAGUAUCAUCCAAGCCCACAACCUCUGCUACACAACUCUCAUUAACCCGAAGGCGGUGGAGAAGUUUGGUUUGAAGAAGGAUGAGGAUUACAUCGUGACGCCCAACGGAGAUCUUUUCGUCACUGUCAAGCAGAGAAAGGGGUUACUCGCACAGAUUCUCGAAGAAUUGCUUACGGCAAGAAAACAGGCCAAGAGAGAAUUGGCAGUCGAGACGGACCCUUUCAGGAAAGCCGUCUUGAACGGUCGACAGCUUGCGUUGAAAGUCAGUGCCAACUCAGUCUACGGUCUGACCGGUGCGACGACUGGCAAGCUCCCAUGUCUUGAAAUUGCCAGCAGCACCACUAGUUACGGCCGUCAGAUGAUUGAGAAGACAAAAGACGAGGUGGAAAAGAAAUACUGCGUCGCCAAUGGCUACUCCCACGACGCUCAAGUCAUCUAUGGUGACACAGAUUCCGUCAUGGUCAAGUUCGGCACAGCGGAGUUGGCAGAGGCAAUGAAACUCGGAGAGGAGGCUGCUAACUACGUCUCGUCCAAGUUUAUUAAGCCCAUCAAGCUGGAAUUCGAGAAGGUCUACUUCCCAUAUCUCCUCAUCAACAAGAAGCGUUACGCGGGACUCUACUGGACAAGUACGGAAAAGUACGACAAGAUGGACACCAAGGGUAUUGAGACCGUUCGGCGAGACAACUGCCUGCUUGUGCAGACCGUCAUCGAGAAGGUCCUCAGGAUGAUCUUGAUCGACCGGGACGUGCCAGGCGCCCAAGAUUACGUGAAGGACACCAUUGCAGAUCUGCUGCAGAACAAGGUCGAUAUGUCCAAACUGGUGAUUACAAAAGCCCUUGCCAAGGAACAUUACGAUGGCAAGCAAGCACACGUGGAGUUGGCAGCACGAAUGAAGAAGCGUGAUGCAGGUUCAGCCCCAGGUCUAGGCGAUCGAGUGGCCUAUGUCAUGAUCAAGGGUGCUGCGGGAGCAAAGAACUUUGAAAAGUCCGAGGAUCCGAUCUAUGUGUUGGAGAACAACGUGCCCAUCGACACCCGUUACUACCUUGACAACCAGCUCGCCAAGCCUCUGGGGCGUAUCUUCGAACCCAUCUUGGGCGAGACCAAGGCGAACUCCCUACUGACCGGUGAUCACACGCGUUCCAUCUCUGUCGCCGCACCGACUGUAGGCGGCUUGAUGAAGUUUGCGAAAAAGACCAUGACCUGUAUGGGCUGCAAGAAGCCCUUGGUCGGCAAGGAGGAAAGUGCGGGCGCUGUCUGCUCAAACUGUGGACCGCGAGUAGGCGAGCUGUACAACAAAACACUAAACAAGGUAUCAGAUCUGGAGGUGCGUUUUGGUCGGCUCUGGACCCAGUGCCAACGAUGCCAAGGCAGUGUGCACUGUGAGGUCAUCUGCAGCAGCAAAGAUUGCCCAAUCUUCUACAUGCGCAUGAAGGCCAAGAAGGAUCUGGAGGAUGCGGGCAAGGAGUUGAAGCGGUUUGAUUUCGAUCAAGCUGCUCUCUGGUGA